AAGAACUGCGUGAACGGCUUGCUGUAACUCGAUGCACCUUGGAACCUCAUUCUACUAAUUCUUUAGUUUCUUCACCUUGAUUUGAACGCCCUGACACAAAGUUCAACAUGCAGCAUCCAGAGGAUAGUAUGACAACGCCACUGACAUCUACCUCUCAGUUCAUUCAAGCAGAUGACGAGGAGGAUUUUGACGAAGAGGCUAUCCCUGGUUUCUCGCACCCUUCAAUGCAGACGACACCAUUGUCUGCUACUGCGGCAGACAAAGGCAAAGGGCGCGCCGCAGAACAGCUUGCUACCCCUUCCGGUUCCGAUUACCCUCGUACACCAGUAUCAGGAAAUAUUGGUAGUGGUCCAAAUGGCGUGCCGCCGUCAUCAAGAAGAACAGUAGGUGGGGUACAGGUUGAGACGAGGUAUACAGGUGUUGAUACCCUAGACGAACCAAUCACUACAACCAUUGCUCGCGACCUCCUCUCAAUCUACACGAAACUGGUACAAGUGCUAUAUCCUCCUCGCUCAGGAAGCAGUCGAGAACUUCUUCGAGAUUGGGAUCUCUGGGGUCCACUUGUGCUUUGUCUGCUAUUGGGAAUCCUCCUUAGCAUCAAUGCACCUCCUUCUCAGUCGCUUGGUGUGUUCACUAGUGUGGUUGUCAUCAUCUCGCUAGGGUCACUGGUUGUCACUGUUCAGGCGAAGCUUCUUGGUGGACGAGUGUCGUUCUUCCAAGGCCUCUGUGUUCUAGGAUACUGUGUCGCGCCACUAAAUAUUGCAGCUUUAGUCUCAACCUUUGUGCAUUUGAUCUACGUGAGAGCACCGGUAGCUUUGGCAGCCUGGGCUUGGUGCGUCUGGGCCUCUGUGAACUUCCUUGAUGGUACGAAGAUCGAGCAACAACGCAUAUUACUUGCAGUAUACCCUCUGUUUCUCUUCUACUUUGUUCUGGCUUGGAUGAUUAUCAUACAGUAGUCGCUGUAGCCGUAUCGUUCUUGGGAUCUUUGAAUCUUAUAUUCCUUUUGAAUCCUUUAUCUCAGUUACUUGAGUAUUUCACGACUUACUUACCUCAUGCUUCAACUUCACAAAUGAAUAAAAUGUUUAAGAUAGAACGCGUUUCCUUUCAUUCCCC
Molecule: messenger RNA, 1113 nt
Organism: Somion occarium
Lineage: Eukaryota; Fungi; Basidiomycota; Agaricomycetes; Polyporales; Cerrenaceae
Source: the annotation of a GenBank genome assembly